This is a messenger RNA of Cydia fagiglandana, 1833 nucleotides long. RefSeq names its product neuroendocrine convertase 1-like. Bases 1 to 1815 code for a protein of 604 amino acids. The record is from RefSeq and is a predicted model, not a curated record. The transcript has 14 exons. Gene Ontology annotation, molecular function: serine-type endopeptidase activity. Gene Ontology annotation, biological process: peptide hormone processing. Gene Ontology annotation, cellular component: neuron projection; membrane. NCBI's taxonomy places the organism in Eukaryota, Metazoa, Arthropoda, Insecta, Lepidoptera, Tortricidae.
AUGAAGAAAAUAAGAUGGGCCGAACCACUAUUCUCAAAGUCGCGAGUGAAACGUUACCCAACCCCGGAACCAGAUGCGUCUCUAGAGCGAGUGAAGAGGAUAGACACUCAAGCGGAAAAGAGACAGAAGAGGGAGGUCGACAGGCCUCUGUUCAACGAUGAAUUGUGGGAAGAAGAAUGGUAUUUGCAAGACUCGCUCAACGUACGCUCGCUACACCGCCUAGACCUGAACGUAUUACCCGUGUACGCUAUGGGGUACACCGGCCGCGGUGUCCGCGUGUCCGUGCUCGACGACGGCGUAGAACACAACCACACCGACCUGCGUGACAACUAUGAUCCUGAAAUCAGUUGGGAUUGCAACGACGGCGACCCGGAUCCGUCUCCGCCACAAAAAGAUCUGAGGCGCAAUUCGCAUGGCACCAGGUGUGCAGGAGAAAUAGCGAUGACGGCGAACAACGUGAAAUGCGGUGUGGGCGUGGCCUGGGGGGCGAAAGUGGGCGGAGUGCGGAUGCUCGACGGUCGAAUCACGGACCGCGUUGAGGGAGAGGGAAUAGGUUACGCCUGGGACAAGGUGGAUAUCUACAGCGCGUCUUGGGGCCCUAAUGACGACGGGCGUACCGUGGAAGGACCGGGUCGCCUCGCCAUGCAGGCGUUCAAGCGGGGAAUCACUCAGGGUCGCAGCGGUAAAGGCGUUAUUUACGUUUGGGCCAACGGAAACGGAGGAAUCCACCAGGACAAUUGCAACUGCGAUGGAUAUUCGUCAUCAAUUUACACAGUGUCAAUCGGCAGUGCUAGUCAACAUGGACGGUUCCCCUGGUACGGCGAGGUCUGCUCCUCGACCCUCGCCGUGGCCUACUCAUCAGGCGCCCGCAAGGAUCAGAAGAUUGCGACGACCGACACAAAUGACUCGUGCACCCUGGACCACACAGGCACCUCAGCCGCCGCGCCUCUCGCGGCCGGCAUCAUAGCUCUCGCUUUGGAAGCCAACUCUAAUCUAACUUGGCGAGAUGUUCAACACCUAAUUGCUUGGACUUCAGACUCCAGUACAUUAGCAGGCAACCCCGGUUGGCAAAUCAAUGACGUCGGACUUCGAUUUGACGUUCGAUUUGGCUUCGGUCUGCUCAACGCUGAAGCCCUGGUGUCUAGAGCUCUAAACUGGAUAACGGUUCCUGAGAAACUCACCUGCCACGUACCACCACAAUACAAAAUCAAUCAAAAACUAUCAUCAGGGCAACAAGUGAACGUUUAUUUUGACACCCACGACUGCCCAGUAAACUACGUCGAGCACGUGGAACUCGUUAUUAACAUUCACUACAGCAAGCGCGGGGCGCUUGAGGCUUAUCUGACGUCUGCACGCGGAACGAGGGUACAGCUUUUGAGCGCCCGACCAGAAGAUAACUCCAACGCUGCAUUCUCGAACUGGCCUCUCAUGUCAGUAGCCACGUGGGGAGAGAAUCCUAAAGGCGUGUGGAACGCAGUGAUAUUAGAUGAUACUGACGAAGCUAAUGUAGGAGAAGUCGGAGAAACGACAUUAAUCAUACACGGGACGAGCGAGACACCGGCCCACAUGAAACAUUUACUUGAAGAAGUAGACAUUUCAAGUGCUGAUACUAACAAUGAGAAUAAUAUGAAGCAUUUACUUGAAGAAGUAGACAUUUCAAAUGCUGACACUAAGAAUGAAAACAUACUUAAUAAUUUGUUAAGUGUACCAGAGAAUCGUGACCAUGAUGUAGUGGAUCCAAUGUUGCUGACAGCAGUGGAGAAACAGCUUCUGCGGAUGCAUCACAGGAAAGUGAACAGAGCUCCUGGCUUGUAAAGUGUCAUUUUACUCUUG